AUGGCCUUUACACCCCAGCAACUCCACUUCUUUGACGAAGCUUCUGUUGUGAGAACUGCGGGCAAUAGAAGAUAUGGACACAGUGUGAAGGGCACGCGGGCAGUUGAGGUGCAAAAAUAUGCAAGUAACGCUACUUUUACUGUUAAUCUUGCUUGUGGGUUCUUCGGAAUUGAUCAGUAUGAUAUUAUAAAUGGCCCUUCCAACGCAAUGGAGAUAGUAAACUUUUUUGAUGACUACAUGCAAGCAACCAACACAUUGGGGAAUCCAAUAUUAGCUUAUGGUGAUUGUGUCAUAAUGGACAAUUGUGGGUUCCACCACCAGAACCAAGCAGAACGAAUGCUAAGGAAUAUGCUGGGUACCAGAAAUAACACUCUUCUGUUUCAACCACCAUAUAGUCCAGAGUACAACGUUGCAGAAUACAUCUUCAAUUUGAUGCGUAAUGGUUUACAAAUUAACAGAGACUUCACAUAUGAAUUUACAGAACUCUCAGUUGUGAAAUCAUUAAAUGCUAUUCCUGAUUCUGUUCUCGCUAAACUGUUUGGCAAAUGUGGAUAUGUGUAG
Molecule: messenger RNA, 561 nt
Organism: Mizuhopecten yessoensis (Yesso scallop)
Lineage: Eukaryota; Metazoa; Mollusca; Bivalvia; Pectinida; Pectinidae
Exons: 1
Coding region: 1-561 (186 amino acids)
Molecular function (GO): nucleic acid binding
Source: RefSeq, a predicted model, not a curated record